Messenger RNA from Lolium rigidum, 911 nucleotides. Its product is annotated as BAG family molecular chaperone regulator 4-like. The coding region runs from base 16 to 783 and encodes 255 amino acids. Lineage: Eukaryota; Viridiplantae; Streptophyta; Magnoliopsida; Poales; Poaceae. Gene Ontology annotation, molecular function: adenyl-nucleotide exchange factor activity; protein-folding chaperone binding. The record is from RefSeq and is a predicted model, not a curated record. Gene Ontology annotation, cellular component: cytoplasm. The transcript is spliced from 4 exons. Gene Ontology annotation, biological process: protein stabilization.
CAUAAAGGGGCGGCGAUGGGCGGCGGCAGAUCGGGCGAGGGCGAGUGGGAGGUCCGGCCGGGCGGGAUGCUGGUGCAGCAGCGCAGGGACGCCAACGACGGGCCCACCGUCAGGCUCAGGGUCUCCCAUGGCCCCACGCUCCGCGAGGUCAUCGUGCCGGCGCAGGCCACCUUCGGUGAACUGAAGAGGGUCCUUGUCCCGCUCACUGGCUUGGAGCCCGAGAGGCAGAGGCUCAUCUUCCGGGGGAAGGAGAAGCGUGACGACGAGCCACUGCACGCGUCAGGGGCCAAGGAUGGAGCCAAAGUGCUUCUGCUGGAGAAUCAGUUCCCAGCCAAUGUGGAGCAGAAUCCUGAGCCUGUGGUGAUGGAUGAGAGCAUGAUGAGGGCCUGUGAGGCCGUCGUGCGUGUCAGAUCUGAAGUUGACAAGCUUUCUGCUAAGGUGUGUGAUUUGGAGAAGAGCGUGCUUGCAGGGACAAAGGUUGUGGAUAAAGAAUUUGUUGUCUUGACGGAGCUGCUUAUGGUGCAGCUGCUCAAACUUGAUGGCAUAGAGGCUGAGGGAGAGGCAAGGGCACAGAGGAAGGCCGAGGUCCGCCGAAUUCAGAAUCUUGUUGAGGUCUUGGACAAGCUGAAGGCAAGGAAUGCCAACCCUUUCAGCGAUCAGGACAAGUCUGCUUCGGUGUCAACCGAGUGGGAGACGUUCGACAACGGCAUGGGCAGCUUGAAUGCGCCCCCUGCACGGUUUUCGUCGACGCAAAACGACACUGACUGGGAGCAGUUUGAUUAGCAUCAGAAUGCUUUAUCGAUGUAUCAUGUAACUUGUGACGAAAGCAGAUGUGUACAUGUAUGAAGUUUGGUGCCUGUUUACUACUCCAAUACUCACUGGUGAAUUACCCUGCAAAAUUGUUAUGCUCU